Adineta ricciae is the source of this 444-nucleotide messenger RNA. NCBI's taxonomy places the organism in Eukaryota, Metazoa, Rotifera, Eurotatoria, Adinetida, Adinetidae. The record is from the annotation of a GenBank genome assembly.
AUGCAAUGCAACAAAUUCUAUUUGUAUUUAUUCUCUGUAUUCAUUGUUUUCGGUUCAUCUUGGUUAAAUAUUAUCGAGAUUUUAGAUUCAUUGAAUACUAGCUUACUUCCGUAUUCGAACACAACGGAUGAAAGUAGCACAACAGAGAUUCGUGCACAAUUAAGUGAAUUUAUUCAAUGGUUUUCGCCUUUAUUGGUCACACUCUCACUCUCAACUGCACUUGUUUGUCCAUUCCUGUGUUGGAUUUUACAAGAACGCUGUUUGUCGAGUAAAAUGAAUGAUCGAUCAUCAACACUACUGACGAUGCCACAACUACUUGUUGUUGGUUCAGAAACACAAAAACAAGAAAUUAACAAAAUACCAACAGGACUUAGAACUAGUUGUGCACCCUCAGAACAGAAUCUAUGGUACAGUGCUACAGAGAUAGCAUCAUCGUUUGUUUGA